AUGCCGGCCGAGCUCCUCCGGCGGUGGUCCGGAUCCCGCGCGGGCUGCCGGCUGCCUGGGUCCGAGCCGACGCCACAGCCCCGGGCCGGGAUCGCGGGCGAGACUGCCAGGCGGAGGCAGAGCUGCGCGAGUGCGUGCGCUCGGCCCCUGCGCCCCGAGGACACUGUGCGAGUCCAAGUGGCUCGGGUCGGAGUUUGGCGGCACCCACCGCCCGGUGCCGCGCGGCGGGGGCCGGAGGAGGGAGGCAGGCGGAGGGAGGGAGCGCGGGCGGGAGAGAGGCCGGGAGCGCGGGCGGCAGCAGGGAGGGGGGGAUGGAGGAAGCGCGCGGGGGAGCGCGCCCUCGCCCUGGCCCCUCCGAGCCUCCGACUAGUCCUUGCAACUUCUUGGCCUGCCGAUCGGGAAAAGUUGGCCUGUGCCAGCUUUCCGCCGGGGCUCAAACAGAAGCACGAUUACGUGUCUGCUAAGGUGGGCGGGGGUGAAGGCGCAGGCACUGAAAUGGAUAGAUACAGGAGAAUGAUGCCGAACGGUCUGAAAUUCCCUGCAGUGGUUCGCUAUUCACUUGACCCAGAAAACCCCACAAAAUCAUGCAAGUCAAGAGGUUCAAAUCUUCGUGUUCACUUUAAGAACACUCGUGAAACUGCCCAGGCCGUUAAGGGUACGCAUAUCCGAAAAGCCACCAAGUAUCUGAAGGAUGUCACUUUAAAGAAGCAAUGUGUGCCAUUCCGUCGUUACGAUGGUGGAGUUGGUAGGUGUGCCCAGGCCAAACAGUGGGGCUCAAAGCAGGGCUGGUGGCCCAAAAAGAGUGCUGAAUUUUUACUGCACAUGCUCAAAAAUACAGAGAGUAACGCUGAACUUAAGGGCUUAGAUGUAGAUUCUCUGGUCAUUGAGCACAUCCAGGUGAACAAAGCCCCCAAGAUGAGGCGCAGGACUUACAGAGCUCAUGGUCGGAUCAACCCAUACAUGAGCUCUCCCUGCCACACUGAGAUGAUCCUUACUGAAAAAGAACAGAUUGUUCCUAAACCACAAGAGGAGGCUGCCCAGAAGAAAAAGAUAUCCCAGAAGAAACUGAAGAAACAAAAACUUAUGGUCCGGGAAUAA
Messenger RNA from Balaenoptera acutorostrata (minke whale), 1098 nucleotides. Its product is annotated as 60S ribosomal protein L17-like. Gene Ontology annotation, molecular function: structural constituent of ribosome. Gene Ontology annotation, cellular component: cytosolic large ribosomal subunit; ribosome. Gene Ontology annotation, biological process: cytoplasmic translation. The record is from RefSeq and is a predicted model, not a curated record. The transcript has 3 exons. Lineage: Eukaryota; Metazoa; Chordata; Mammalia; Artiodactyla; Balaenopteridae. The coding region runs from base 1 to 1098 and encodes 365 amino acids.